GCGGCGGCCGCCGCCCGCACGCCCGGGGCAGGCGAGGAACCGCGGGGGGCCGCCGGGGUUAGGCCCCGGCGCUCCUUGAACGCCCGUUCCGAGGAGCCGGUGGAACUGACCGUGUGUCAGGAGCAGGUUUUCUGGUGCUGUAGGGAGGGGUGUGUCGAUUUACUCAGUUUUACUAAUUCCUGGUAAAAACACAUCCGCCCCGGCCUGACGCGCCUGGGGCCGCGUGUGUUGUCGGCCCCUCCCUGGAGGCCGCCUCUGGGGGCCCCGGAGACACUCGCGCUGUCCCCACGGCACUGUCCGGUCAUCCUGCACCGGCCCCGCGGGACGGAGCUCCCGGGGUGGCCCACCCGUCCCGGGCUCUGAGGCUCCGGUAGCCCAGGAGGGACUGCCGGCCUCCCAGGGUCCACAGCGGGCAGGUUCCUUAUAAUAGCUUUGGUUUAAGUGAUGCCUUGAUACUUUUCUCAAGGCAGCUGCCGAAUAAAUAGCUAGGUGCAUUUAAAAUUUUUUUUUAGGUAUAUAUGCAGGAGUUCUCAACACAAGAAGUUCUGGUUUGCAUACCUUAGGUUUUUCUGGUAUCAGUAACGUACGGUGACAAAGGUAGGAUAGGACCAGGGCACGUCUGUGCAUGUUUAUGCAUGAGAGUCACAAAGCAAUUAGAGUUUUGGUUCAGAUUGCCAACGAAAUUACUUUCUAGUAACUAUGGCAAGAGCUUAUAAACAGUUCUUGGUAGUUUUGCUAGUUACACUAAUAUAGAUACCAGAACUGUGAAUUUCCAUUGUUUGCUGGUGCCAGCUGUUACCUGUGUCUUUGUUCCUAUGUGACACAGCUUUUGUUUACUAACUGGCCACUGGCAUAGGCAGAGGAAUAAGACAGAAAAACAAGAGUCCUUCUAGACAGACAGAAGGACCAAGCAUGACAGACAUACGUGUGCACCUACAGCAGCAGCAGCAACAGCAUCUUCCAAUGUUAAGGCCUGGGAAGUGAGCAGAAGUCCAGCCAAGGAAACAGGAGAGAGGUUUUUUCUCUCCAAAGCAUACAGAAACCAUUGAAUAAUAAUUUACAGAAUACAAGUGCAAAGAAGAAGUAGGUAGUUGUGGUAGUCUUAUUUUUGUGCUUGGACUUAGAAACUUGGAGUGAAGUCCUUUUCACUAAUGAGCUUAUUAACUUUAAAUUGAAUAGAGCUGCAGUUUCAAAACAGUUCUGGAACAUGAACUGACAGUGACCAGGUUGUGCUAUUCUCAUGCAAACAGCAAUCCCAAGAGGAUGGUUUUCUUCCUUAAGGAAUGUAAUUGAACACAGUAAGACUGUACAAUAAAAACUGAAUUAAGUAAUAAUAAAACAGAAACCUAAGAUGCAUCAUUUGGGUUUGGGGUUUUUUUCCAUUCCUGCAGUGAUUCUAAGACAUAUAUUCUUGGAUGUCAUGUUAAUUUUUUUUUAAAUCUGCCUAUUUAUAUUAUUCUCAGUACUACUGAAUUCUACAGUUGUCCUGCGUAACUGGGUUUCGUAAACAUGGUCUACCACUUCCACUUUUAAAAUAACUAAUUGUUUUAGAAUCUACUUUAUAUGCAUUUUCAGGAAAGUGAAGAUGCAGCAUAUGCAGAUAUUGUUCCCAGUUGAAUUACUGUGUCAGAGAAUUAAAUGAAGCAUAACUGAAAUUGUCUCCUAUUACUAAGGUAUUGCUGAAAUCCUAAUGAACCGACCCCACGCGAGAAAUUCAUUGGGAAAAGUAUUUGUAAAUGAACUGUUCAGUGCUCUGGAACAACUCCGCUUUGAUGAGAAGGUUCGUGUGGUGGUGUUCAAGAGUGAGGUGAAAGGUGUAUUUUGUGCUGGUGCAGAUUUAAAGGAACGUGCAAAAAUGGAUGAUGCAGAAGUUGGACACUUUGUUAAAAGGCUGAGAAAUCUCAUGGAUGAAAUAGCUGCCCUGCCUGUACCCACAAUUGCUGCAAUAGAUGGCUACGCACUGGGUGGUGGACUAGAACUGGCAUUAGCUUGUGACCUUCGAGUAGCAGCUUCAUCAGCUAAAAUGGGCCUUAUUGAGACCACAAGAGGGCUUCUUCCUGGAGCAGGUGGAACCCAGCGCCUGCCCAGAUGUGUUGGAAUAGGUCUUGCGAAGGAACUGAUUUUCACUGGUAGACAGGUUGAUGGGCAACAAGCUGCCUCCAUGGGAUUAGUAAAUCACACAGUGCCACAAAACAGCGAGGGAGAUGCAGCUUACCAGAGAGCAUUAAUUUUGGCUAAAGAAAUCCUUCCUCAGGCUCCAUUUGCUGUGAAAAUGGGAAAACUGGCAAUAAACAGAGGAAUGGAGGUUGACAUUGCAUCAGGGAUGGCUAUUGAGGGGAUGUGUUACGCCCAGAAUAUUCCCACAAGAGACCGUCAGGAAGGGAUGGCUGCCUUCAAGGAGAAACGACCACCUCAGUUUAUUGGCAAAUGAUGCUUUCCUUGCCUCCUCUUGAUUUUUUUGAAAAAGUAAAGGAGGACUGAAGAGGACCCACUGAUUUCUUGGGAUUACUUUUAAGACUGCAUUCUGUGUACUUAGCUCCUUGCCUUGGACUGCAUUUCUGAAUACUCCACUGGAUCAUUUUGCUGUAAGAAUUCCCAAAUAAAGAUUUAACUUCGUAGAGCUGA
Messenger RNA from Athene cunicularia (burrowing owl), 2625 nucleotides. It is a transcript of the gene ECHDC2, whose product is annotated as enoyl-CoA hydratase domain containing 2. The record is from RefSeq and is a predicted model, not a curated record. The transcript has 9 exons. Lineage: Eukaryota; Metazoa; Chordata; Aves; Strigiformes; Strigidae. Gene Ontology annotation, biological process: fatty acid beta-oxidation. Gene Ontology annotation, molecular function: enoyl-CoA hydratase activity. The coding region runs from base 1691 to 2431 and encodes 246 amino acids. Gene Ontology annotation, cellular component: mitochondrion.